This is a messenger RNA of Colletotrichum abscissum, 1038 nucleotides long. RefSeq names its product G2/mitotic-specific cyclin. The transcript has 4 exons. Lineage: Eukaryota; Fungi; Ascomycota; Sordariomycetes; Glomerellales; Glomerellaceae. Gene Ontology annotation, molecular function: cyclin-dependent protein serine/threonine kinase regulator activity. Gene Ontology annotation, cellular component: cytoplasm; cyclin-dependent protein kinase holoenzyme complex; nucleus. The coding region runs from base 1 to 1038 and encodes 345 amino acids. Gene Ontology annotation, biological process: regulation of cyclin-dependent protein serine/threonine kinase activity; mitotic cell cycle phase transition. The record is from RefSeq and is a predicted model, not a curated record.
AUGGCCGGUCAUGCUCUUGACUCCCAUGAAAGCUUCCAGAUAUGGGCGACGAAGUGGCAUGUUGGAAAUGACGACAAGAAAUAUCUACCUCAUGAAGAUGACUCGGAAAUAAUCAAAGACUACGAUAGCGCUAGUCUCUUUUCUUUGAGAAGACUUGAGCGAAAGACCUUGCCUUUGGCACAUUACAUGGAAAUUCAAGAGUGCGUUUCGCAGAGAUGGGCGUCACGACUACAGGUCUGUACGAAGUUCGUUCGAUUCGCAACGUAUCUCCACAUCCCUAUCGAGACGGUCUAUCUAGCGGUCAACUGUCUUGACCGAUUUCUCUCGGUUCGAGUCGUGUCAGAAUACCAUCUCGACGUCAUUGGAGCGACCAUCUUUGCCAUUGCGACCGAGUUCGAAAGAUCGAGCAUACCUUCUGUGUUUGAACUCGAUAGUAGUCUCGCAGAGCGAUACCAACCAGAAGAUGUUCCUUUUAUCAAGGCAACCAUAGUUGACGUUUUAGAGAACUCGCUCAAAACACCGAGUCCGUUCGUGUUCCUUCGUCGGAUCAGCACCGCAGACACGAAGGUGCCGAACAUGCUCCCGCUUGCGCAGUAUCUAUCGACGUGUAGUCUACUAGAUGAAAGAUACGUCGGAAUUGAGCCGAGCCGGAUUGCGGCAGCGGCCUACUACCUUGCUCUGCGGAUUGUAUUCACGAGGAAUCGUCUCGAACUCGAUUGGAGCUACAAGCACAUCAAGCUCUCUGGGUACAGGGCGGUAGAGCUGAGACCACUAAUGGCUGCGUUGUGGAACACCAGCCAACAGGAACAAAGCACCACACCUAUCAAAGCCAUGCGGAUUGCCCAGUUUGGAGAAGCAGCCAAGGUCGUAGACCUUACCUCGAACGGCAUUCUUCCCUUUUUUCCACGAUGCUUCAAACCGUGGGAUUAUGAGGGCCUGUACGUUCCCUCCUGGGACGAGUCAGCAGAUAGCUCGCCAGAGAACAUCUCAAGCUCGUCAGAGUCCAGCUCACAAGAUGAAUGGGAAGAGGAGAUAUAA